Molecule: messenger RNA, 2154 nt
Organism: Triticum aestivum (bread wheat)
Lineage: Eukaryota; Viridiplantae; Streptophyta; Magnoliopsida; Poales; Poaceae
Product: probable serine/threonine-protein kinase PBL25
Exons: 5
Coding region: 535-1812 (425 amino acids)
Biological process (GO): protein phosphorylation
Molecular function (GO): protein kinase activity; ATP binding
Source: RefSeq, a predicted model, not a curated record
UCCUUUCCCGCGCGCCAAACUUAGCCUCCCCCUCUCCCUCUCCUACCCUCUCCUUCCUCCAUCUCUCCUCUGUGGGAAGGCUUUGGAUCCCUCGAUCUCCAGGGCCUUCCUCCUCCGACUGCUGUAUCGCUCCACCACCACCACUAUCCACAUCCUCUCCAUCGAUCUCGGUCGAUCCCCCGCACACCCUUCUCCGAUCCGUUCAUUCUCCCCGGCGACCUCGCGCCCUCCUCCACCGUCCCGUCUCGUCGAUCUGACGGAUCGAGGGACACACACGAGCCGGCCGUCCUCCGGUGGGUGCUCUCCUGCCUGCGCACGCGCGCGUACGUACGUGUAUUGCACAUACAUACGGUGCGGCGCGACGGGAUUGAUGGCGUUCCAUGAGGUCGAGGCGCCCCGGCGGUGCUGAGUCGACCCUCGAUGAUCGCCGGCACGCAGUGACGGCGGCGGCGGCUCCUCGGUCGUCGACCCUGCGUGUACCUUGGCGUUCUUGGCCCCCGCAAGGUCGCAGCAGGGCGUGGACGGAUCGGCAAGAUGAGCUGCUUGCCGUGUUUCGGGAAGAAGAAGGAUGGCAACGCCGAGGGAGGGGGCGACGAGCAGGCGGCGGCGGGGCCGAUGACGCCGCCUCCCGCCGUGCACUCGCCCGCGCCCUACCACGCCCCGGCUGCCGCCGCGCCCGUCGCCGUGGCAGCUCCGGCGAGCGUGACGCCGACCAAGCCGGCCGGCGAGAGCGACGCCAACCCGGAGGACGCGCUGCGGCAGGCCAUCGAGGUGAAGGCGUUCGCGUUCAGGGAGCUCGCGGCGGCCACCGACCACUUCACGCCGUACAACCUCGUCGGAGAAGGAGGCUUCUUCAGGGUGUACAAGGGCCAGCUAGAGAAGGAAGGGCAGGCCGUGGCCAUCAAGCAGAUGGACAAGCAUGGCUUCCAAGGCAACAUCGAGUUUCUGACCGAGGUCUCCAAGCUCAGCAAGCUUCACCACGAGAACCUCAUCGACAUCAUCGGCUACUGCGCCGACGGUGACCAGCGGCUCCUCGUCUACGAGCACAUGGACGGCGGCACCUUGGAAGACCACCUCUACGACUUGCCGCCGGAGAAGAAACCGAUGGACUGGACGACAAGGAUGAAGGUGGCCAACGGCGCCGCGCAGGGGCUGGAGUACCUGCACGAGAAAGCGGACCCGCCGGUGGUGUACGGCGACUUCAAGGCCUCCCAAAUCUUGCUCGACGCCAGCUUCACGCCCAAGCUCUCCGACUUCGGCCUCCAGCAGCUCGGCCAGUCCGGCGGUGGCAACAUGCCGAUGGCGUCGCCGAUGAUGGGCGCCUUCGGGUGCCUCGCGCCGGAGUACGACCGCGGCGGCCAGGUCAGCAUGAAGUCCGACGUGUACAGCUUCGGGGUGGUGCUGCUGCAGCUCAUCUCCGGCAGGCGGACCGUCGACACCAGCAAGCCCGUCGAGGAGCAGAACGUCGUCACCUGGGCACAACCGAAGUUCAAAGACCAGAAGAGAUAUCAUGAGCUGGUGGACCCGCUUAUCAAGAGGGAGUACCCGGCCAAAGCGUUGAACCAAGUGGUGGCCAUGGCUUCCAUGUGCUUGCAAGAAGAGGACUGCGUCCGGCCAAUGAUGGGCGAUGUCGUCAUGACGCUAGGCUUCCUCAUGAUGCUGCCGCCGGAUCCGCCCGCCCCAGAGCCAGAGCCAGCCCCCGAGCCGGCACCCAAAAAGGACGACGAAUCGCGUCGCUCUGGAAGCUCGUCGUCUUCUUCGGAUGACGAGGACGGCGGCGAGGGCGAGGAGGAAGAAGAAGAGCAGAGUUAAGGAUAAAUUAAUUGUUCCGGGAUCGGUUUUGGGGAAAUGGUAAUAAUAUGCUUCAGAAUUUUAAUGUCAAAGAACCAUGUAGACCAUGUGGUUUGUUUGAUGUGUCUGAUGUGUAAGUAGUUCUAUAGAUGAAUUGAUUUUGGGGGUGGUUCAGGAAAUGACCGUGACGAUGGAACUUGAACGGCGGAGGGUCAGCAGUCAGGAGUAGACAUGUUUAAAAUAUAUUUUUAAUUACAGCAGAGUUGCUAAUUUGAUUCGUAAAGCAUGAAAGGACAUAAUUCGUUAGUUGAGUACAGUAUAUGUAUGAAAAACAUGACACAAUAAAAUGGUAUCAUUCUGAUU